Maniola jurtina (meadow brown) is the source of this 1226-nucleotide messenger RNA. RefSeq names its product SAP30-binding protein. Gene Ontology annotation, biological process: regulation of DNA-templated transcription. The transcript has a single exon. Lineage: Eukaryota; Metazoa; Arthropoda; Insecta; Lepidoptera; Nymphalidae. The record is from RefSeq and is a predicted model, not a curated record. Bases 220 to 1086 code for a protein of 288 amino acids. Gene Ontology annotation, cellular component: nucleus.
UGACAUGGUUGACACCUGAAACUUGAAAGAUCCAAUUCCAAAUGUAUUUUGUUUGCUUGUGUAUUGGAAUACCUAGAUUUUUUCGUGUGGCCUGAAUAUCUGUUAAAGUUAAUUGGUCAAUUCAGUCUUGAGUCUAUCGCAAAGUUUAAAAAUAAUACCAUUUGAAGUUGUAAAGCAGUGUUCACUUAUUAAAUCAGUGAGUGAAACGACAAAAACAUCAUGACUUCCCAAGCUCUAGCUUCUCUCACAGCCACUUACACGGAUUCAGAAGGCGAGGAGGACAUGGAAGACGGACAGCAGACACCGGACAAGGACGAGCCGGCGGUCACGCAGUCCCUGCCCGCCAGCCCGCACAUCCUCGAAGAGAACAAGCAGUCCUCUUCUGCGCCCGCGUCGCCUAAACGAAGACUAGUCUCGUACGUUGACGACACGAUAGUCUCAGACGAGGACCCUUUGUCGCCGAGUGCUGAAAAUCUAGAUGACAUGAGAAGACUGUCGAUGGAGACGGAUACGGACGAGGCGAUCCCUCGCUCCGACCCCGACGACUCGGAGGACGGUGUCGUCAUCCCCCCCGAACCGCAGGGAAAAUGCCCCAAGGAACUACAAGAUACAAUAGCAAAGUUUUAUAGCCGCAUGAUGACAGAAGGCCUAGACAUGAACAAAAUAAUUCAAGAUAAAAAGAACUUCAGGAAUCCUAGUAUAUAUGAGAAACUAAUUCAGUUUUGUGAUAUAAACGAGUUAGACACUAACUACCCCCCUGAAAUAUACGACCCGCUGCGUUGGGGCAAAGAGUCUUACUAUGAUGAGUUGGCCCGAAUUCAAAAAUUAGAAAUGGAGAAACGUGAAAAGGAAAAAAAGGAUAAAUUGUCAAAGAUUGAUUUCAUAAGUGGAGUCACUAAGAAGUCUGACAGUGACGAUGAUAAGAAACGAAAGUCGAAAUGGGAUCAAGCGGCACCAAAUGUGGCAUCAAAGCCCAGUAUAAAGCAGCCCGGCCUGCUGCAGCAACCCCUGACAACCAACGUCACAGGAACCAAGGGAACAGUUAUUUCAGCAUUUGGAUCUAUAGCAAAAAAGUCUAAAGUAUGACCUAAAAUAAAGUUGCUACAGUGAAAAUUUUUGAUAUCUUUUAAGUUAUAAGUAAUUUAUUGUGGCACCUUAGUGCCAAGCUUGAACUUUCAUGAUUGUAAAUAAUAAAAUUUUAAAUCAUAUAUAAAACAGCAUUGUUU